CCUUCCAUUUCCUCUUUAGUGAUGAGAACUGCUGUGGGAAACAUGUACGACCGCACCGGCUCCCAUCUGCUGUCCUUCUUCGGGCUGAUUGUGUUGUUGCAGCCUGUCUGCCUGGCCUUUAACAUUGACACGGCUGACCCCAGCAUCUACUAUGGAGAUGAAAAUGGUUUCUUUGGACACAAGGUGCUGCAGGUCAGCGCUGGCGAAGACAAAGGGAUUUUGGUCACUGCUUCCCUGCAGCAAAAUGGUUCAGGAACAGUCUGCAGAUACAUGACACACGCAAACAGCUGCUUCACCCCUCAAGAGGCCAUGCCAGGCAGGCUGUUCGGAUGGUCAAUCGCUGAGGAACCAACUCGGUCGCGAUUCACGCUGAACCCGGGGCCCGUCAUUACGCACGAUCUGCAGCCUCCAGCCGGUAUACUCUUCUCGGACCAAGAUUGUACAAAGAAAACAGUGGACCUCGUCUUUUUAUUUGACGGCUCUGGGAGUAUGACCAGGGAUGAAUUCAACCAGAGCAAAGAAUUCAUUCUGGAUAUCAUGAACAGCAUCAAGAACUCCUCCAUCAAAUUUGCUGCAGUCCAGUUUUCGUCACAGCCUAGGAAAGUGUUUGACUUCAACGAUUACCACAGCGGGAAGGCCACGAAGCUACUGAGGAACGAGCCGUUCAUGCAGUCUAUCACCAACACGUACCGGGCGCUGCAAUACACGCUGUGGGUUGAGACAAACCUCUUUCUGCCUUUGCAUGAAAUUGCCUUGUUUCAGGGAUAUUCAAGGAUUUACAUUAACAUUUACAUGAAGGGCAUUUAGCAGUCGCUUUUAUCC
Gadus chalcogrammus (walleye pollock) is the source of this 822-nucleotide messenger RNA. Its product is annotated as integrin alpha-L-like. Bases 22 to 807 code for a protein of 261 amino acids. NCBI's taxonomy places the organism in Eukaryota, Metazoa, Chordata, Actinopteri, Gadiformes, Gadidae. The transcript is spliced from 7 exons. The record is from RefSeq and is a predicted model, not a curated record.